Messenger RNA from Candoia aspera, 3769 nucleotides. RefSeq names its product SR-related CTD associated factor 4 (gene SCAF4). Gene Ontology annotation, biological process: negative regulation of termination of RNA polymerase II transcription, poly(A)-coupled. The coding region runs from base 210 to 3431 and encodes 1073 amino acids. The record is from RefSeq and is a predicted model, not a curated record. Gene Ontology annotation, cellular component: nucleus. The transcript is spliced from 20 exons. Lineage: Eukaryota; Metazoa; Chordata; Lepidosauria; Squamata; Candoiidae. Gene Ontology annotation, molecular function: RNA binding; RNA polymerase II C-terminal domain phosphoserine binding.
UCCCAGGGUGCUGUUCGCGGCGUGCACUCCGCCGUCCCGCUGGAGAGAGACAGUCUGCGCGGAAACUUCGCCAACGAGUCGCUGCGGGCUGCCGCCAAAACGGACAUGUUAGCGUUGAGGCCCUGAAGGCGGGACGCUGCUGAAAACGACGUCCCGCGACCACCUUUCAGCUCCUCGCGCCCGGUAGCAUAGGCCGCCGACCGACAAACAUGGAGGCAGUGAACGCCUUCAACCAGGAGCUCUUCUCAUUGAUGGAGAUGAAGCCUCCAAUUUCUCGGGCAAAGAUGAUUCUCAUUACUAAAGCUGCCAUUAAAGCCAUUAAGCUUUACAAACAUGUAGUCCAGAUUGUAGAGAAGUUUAUUAAAAAGUGUAAGCCUGAAUAUAAAGUUCCUGGGCUGUAUGUUAUUGACUCCAUUGUUCGCCAAUCUCGUCAUCAAUUUGGAACAGACAAGGAUGUUUUUGGGCCAAGAUUCUGUAAAAAUAUAACUGCUACAUUCCAGUAUUUAUAUCUCUGUCCAUCAGAAGAUAAGAGUAAGAUAGUUCGUGUCCUCAACUUAUGGCAGAAAAAUGGUGUGUUUAAAAUAGAAAUAAUUCAGCCACUUCUGGACAUGGCAGCAGGAGCUAGCAGUGCAACCACAGUGACAGAAGAUGCCACCAAUAACGAAGGUUCACCACCUUCUGCUACAAUUCCAUCUGAGCCUCCACAGGUUGGUGCUAAUUCAGUACCCACUGUGCCACAGUUGCCCAGUUCUGAUGCAUUUGCUGCUGUUGCUCAAUUAUUUCAAACAACACAAGGACAGCAGCUCCAACAGAUUCUCCAGACUUUUCAGCAGCCUCCUAAACCUCAGUCUCCAGUAAUAGAUAAUAAUGUAAUGGCUCAGGUUCAAGCUAUCACAGCUCAGCUGCAGACUACGACGACACAACCAUCAGAACAAAAGCAUGAUUUCCAAAUACCAGAACAAAAAACAUCUUUUGAUAAGAAGCUGUUGGAUCGCUUUGACUAUGAUGAUGAACCAGAAGCAGUAGAAGACACAAAAAAAGAAGAGGCCACACCUUCUCCUUCACUCUCUCAACCAACAUUUGGAUUUCCAGGUGAAGGCUUACAGCAACCAGUUUAUCCUCAGCUUCCAAAUAUAGAUCAGUUUCAGCAGAGAAUGCUGGGAAUGCAACAGGAUGCAAUGCUUCACCAGGUCCCACUCCCUCCAAAUGGACAGAUGCCUAGCUAUGGACUUCUACCUACACCACAGUUUACUCCCAUAGCUCAACAAGUGAUACAGUCUUCACCUCAGGUGCAGCAGCCUUUCCAAUCAUCUUUUCCAGCACAAAGUGAAUCACAUAUACAGAAAGCACAUCAACAGGAACUGGAAGUGGAUCAACAUCCAACUCAGGAAGGAAAAAGGCAUGAGAACAGAAAGUCAAGAUCUAGAUCUGCAUCAAGAUCACCCAAGAGAAGAAGAUCACGAUCUGGUUCUCGAACUCGAAGAUCACGCCAUCGUCGUUCUCGUUCUCGUUCCCGGGACAAGCGACGUCAUUCUCCUAGGUCACGGUCCCAGGAAAGACGUGAAAGAGAGAGAGAGCGAGAGCGCAGAAUAAAAGGCCUUCCUCCAAUCAAACCGGAAACUGUUAGUGUUUGCAGUACAACUCUUUGGGUAGGACAACUGGACAAACGAACAACACAGCAGGAUGUUGGAGGUCUCCUAGAAGAGUUUGGUCUAAUUGAAUCUAUAAAUAUGAUACCACCAAGAGGAUGUGCUUAUAUUGUAAUGGUACAGAGACAAGAUGCAAACCGUGCCCUACAGAAACUGAGUCGUGGUAACUUUAAAGUCAAUCAGAAAUCUAUAAAGAUUGCUUGGGCUUUAAAUAAAGGAAUUAAACCAGACUAUAAGCAGUAUUGGGAUGUAGAAUUAGGUGUUACCUACAUACCAUGGGGUAAAGUUAAACCUGAAGAUUUGGAAAGCUUCUGUGAAGGAGGAAUGCUGGACAAUGAUACACUUAGUCCUGAAUGGAAAGGAAUUCCAAAAAAAUCAGAAAACCAGUUAGCCCAGAAUGGAGGGGCUGGAAGUGGAGAUUCUGCACAUAAUGAACAAACAUCACCUGUAGCUAAAGCUUUGCCAGUUCAAAUGCCUGUUCCUAUACCUACACCAAUAACAGUACCUCCCCCACAGGUUCCACCACAUCAACCAGGUCCUCCAAUGGUUGGUACGCUUCAGCCUCCUACAUUUACUCCUCCAUUAGGAAUUCCACCUCCUGGAUUUGGACCUGGAGUUCCUCCACCACCACCUCCACCAUUUAUGCGACCAGGUUUCAAUCCAAUGCAUUUACCACCAGGUUUCCUUCCUCCUGGACCACCACCUCCCAUUAAUCCUUCAGUUUCAGUUCCUCCAGUUUCUGUCCCUCCUUCUGGAGGAGUAAAUAUCCCAAAUUCUACUGUGGCCAGUAUAAAUGAAGACACUACAAAAGACUCUUCUGUAGGAAACCCUAUUCCAACAGUAGUUUCUGGAUCCAGAGGAAAUGCUGAAAAUGCAGAAGGCUCCAAAGGAUAUCCAAAUGCUCCACCACCUGUAACUUCUGCUAGUAUAUCAGCUCCUGUAUCCCAACCAGUCCCACUUCUUGGUGCUCAAGGAGUUACACCUAGUCCAGUGAUUGGGCUUCAGACACCUUCUACAGGUCUUUUAGGUGCCCGACCUGGUUUGAUACCACUUCAGAGACCUCCAGGAAUGCCACCUCCCCAUCUCCAACGAUUUCCUAUGAUGCCACCUCGGCAUAUGCCUCCCCACAUGAUGCAUAGAGGUCCGCCUCCAGGCCCAGGUGGUUUUGGAAUGCCUCCACCUCAUGGGAUGAAGGGCCCUUUUCCACCCCCUCACUUUGCAAGGCCCAGUGGAAUGCCUGGAGGUGGUCCAGGAGGACCUGAGGAUAAUAGAGAUGGAAGGCAGUUCAGGAACGACAGGCCACCAUUUACUCCACAUAGAGACCAGGAAAGAUUUGGAAGGAGAUCUUUUGGGAAUCGGAUAGAAAACGAACGCGAGCGCUAUGGCAACCGUAAUGAUGACAGAGAGCAUGAACGCCUUGGUAAUCGUGAAAGAAGAGAAUGGGGGAGAAGAAGCCCUGAACGUGAUAGACACAGAGACUUGGAGGAAAGAAGUCGGCGUUUCAGUGGACAGAGAGAGAGAGAUUCUAGAGAUAGGGAACCCCAUAGAGAAAAAGAUGAAAAUCGAGGAAAGGAGAAACCUGAGUUAACAGACAGAGUAGAUGGGGUCAAAAACUAUGAAUCUCAGAGCAGUAAAGUAGAAAACACAGACUCUGUUUCAGAACUUAAUGAAGAGUCUGAACCUAUCGGUGUGAAACCAACUGAAGAAGUAGCAUCUGAGUCUACCUCAUCUCUUGAAAAACCUGAAAAACCUACUGGCUCAGCUGUAGAGGCUCCCCGUUAGAGACUGGAAUUUGUCAAAAAUGACAUGGGAGUGUAGAGCUUUAGAAUUGUACAGUAUGCUGUAUAUUUGCUUUUGCUAUAUCACAAUUCCCCCAUAGUUUAUGGGGACAUGUAAGCAAUUUGAUUGCUUCCCUUCUAUUUAAAAUAGCUACACAAUAAUAUGAAAAGAAAUAAACCAUUACCCAUUUUCUGCUGUAACUUUUUAAAAGUUUUGACUUUAAAAAGUUUACAAUUCAGACUUAGAAGUGCUUUCUAUUUUUUUUAAUUUAAGUGAAGGUAAAAUGGUAAAAGCUCCUAAAAAUAGGGAUGUGUUUUUAAUAAACUCUAUUUUCAUAACAA